AUGAAUCUCUCAAAAUCCAAUUCUCAGAAGGGGUUUAGGAUACUUUAGAAGUCUUCUUUGAGCCCCAGUCAUAAAUUGUCUCCAGAGAAGUCUAAGCUCUCAUUCAAAACUCGAAAGAAUAGUGAAUUGCUGAAGUUAAUGGUUUCGCCAAAGCUAAUUACGAAUCAAACAACUUAGGAGGGAUCAUUUGCAAAGAGAGAAACUACUCUUCAGAACUCUUAGAUAUUGGAUGCGGUAUUGGUGAUCGUACAUGUUGGACAGUAGUAAUUCCGAUUCACUUUCACUCGAAACAUCACUACAACCUAAAUGCGCGCUGCCCUCUUGUAAAAGCUAAAAUUGAAGAUUGUGGCAUUUACAACUAUUGAUCACAACAUUCUCAUCGAUUACUACCUGACCCUUGAAGAACGACCCAUCAUUUGGCCUGAAUUGUAAUUGGAAUGUCAAGAACCCGUAUUAACAGGUCAGCAUGUUUCGCUUAAGGAUUUUCAAAUUUUGAAAUGCAUAGGGGCAGGCGGAUUUUCUAAGGUCUAUUUGGUGAGAUCCAAAAUAAAUGGUCAUUUCUAUGCCAUGAAGCUCGUGGACAAAGAGUUCAUCAUCAAGUAUAAAAAAGCAGGUAUUUUAUCGAUGUAUAAAUCAAAGAAUUGCUCCAAAACGAAAGAGACAUCAUGGCAUUUAUCUAUCAUCCUUUUACAAUCUAAAUGCUUUUCUCCUUUGAAAGUCGGAACUUUAUAGUAUUUAUACUCGAGUUCUGUAGUGGAGGCGAACUCUUCUACUAACUCAAAACCUUGAAGAGAAUGUCAGAAGAGCAAGCCCAAUUUUACUUUGUGGAAAUCUGCAUCUGCAUGCUAUACUUGCAUCAAAUGGGAAUCAUGUAUCGUGACAUCAAACCUGAAAACAUCCUUCUCGACUUAGAUGGACAUAUUCGUAUCUCUGAUUUUGGACUCUCUAAAAUCACAAGUCCAGAUGAAUUCGCUUACAGCUUUUGCGGAUCUCCAGAGUACAUGGCUCCUGAAAUGUUACUCAAACGUGGACACACAAUACAAGUAGAUCAUUAUUGUCUUGGAGCCCUACUCUAUGAACUAGUUACAGGCCUACCUCCUUUCUAUAGCAAAAACACUCAAAAAAUCUAUGAUUCCAUACUCAACGAAUAAGUUACAUUCCCACAAUUCCUUAGUCAAGAAAUUAAAGAUCUAAUGUCUGGGUUAUUAGCUAAAGAACCUAAUAAAAGAUUAGGAGUUCGUGGUGGAGUUAGAGAAAUCCUUCAACAUAAAUGGUUUAAGAAAGUCAAUCUCACUGACAUCCUAAUGAAAAGAGUGACUCCUCCAAUCAAACCUGAUAUUUAGAAAUUGAAUUUCGAGACUAAAAACUUGCAGCAAGGAGACUUGGAAGUGAGAGAGAAAUUGAUAGGAAAAGCAGGUUUCAAAAAGGACUUUAAAAUAUUUGAUGAAUUCUACUUUGAUUAUAGAGAAAAUGUACGAAUAGUAGAUUAACAAAGAUUAUUGAAAGAACACAUUAAGAAUGUGGAUUCUAUUUAAUAACAGAAACCUCGUUCAUUAGAUAAGAUAAUAUCUGAAGACAGUAGAUAGUCGAAAUUGCAAAAAAGAUUGGAGCAACAGACUUCUCUGAGAACAAGUCCACAGAAAGGAUCUACCUUAAUGACCAACAACUUUAUGCAAACAGGAGGAUUGAAAACAGAAAGUUCUGAUCUAACAUCAAGCAAGAGACGCAUCACUUGA
This is a messenger RNA of Paramecium octaurelia, 1736 nucleotides long. The record is from the annotation of a GenBank genome assembly. NCBI's taxonomy places the organism in Eukaryota, Ciliophora, Oligohymenophorea, Peniculida, Parameciidae.